This is a messenger RNA of Candida albicans SC5314, 312 nucleotides long. RefSeq lists its product as uncharacterized. Lineage: Eukaryota; Fungi; Ascomycota; Pichiomycetes; Serinales; Debaryomycetaceae. The coding region runs from base 1 to 312 and encodes 103 amino acids. The transcript has a single exon. The record is from RefSeq and is a predicted model, not a curated record.
AUGGACAAGACAGGGAGUGGGUGGAAGAAAGUCAAAGGGAUUGGAAAUGUAGUCUUAAACACGUGGAGGCUGCACUGGAUCAGUGAAAGCAAGAUGAUGAACACCAGGAACAGUUACUACAACAAAAGGAAGAAGAUGGACAAAUUGGACGAGAACUGGGAGGCGGCAAAUUGGACGGAAACCGCGGGGGGAGGCAAAUUGGACGAGAACCACGGAUGGACAAGCGGGGCAAGUGGCAAGAAGUUGCGUGCAGUGAAGUGGAAUGUUGGAGAGCUGGCAAUGAACUGCCUGGCAAGUGAUAGCAGGAUAUAG